AUGCCUUCUUCUGCAGUUCAGAACCCUCUCGUUCAGACCGAGUCCAAGUCUGCAAAGAAGAAGAAGGCUAAGGCUGAGCGAACCGAGUCUCCAGCCCCAUCUGCUCUGUCCGUGCCCGAGAAGGCUGGCUCUAUCGCUGGUCAAGAAGGUCAGGAUGAUAGCUCCGAAAGCCCUUACGUCCGUGAGCUUCAGAAGAACAUCCGUAACCUAAACAAAAAGAUUUCCAAUUCUGCCAAGACCGAUAUCAUAAUCGAUCAGCACAAAGACAAAUCACUAGAUGAACUUGUCAAUGCUAGAAUCAUCAACGCCGACCAGCGCACUCAGCGCCUGAAGAAACCCCAACUGGAAUCUCAACUUGCCCAGCUCGAGGAACAACUUGCCCAGUAUAAGAAGGUGGACGAGGAAUACCGAACUCGCAUCGCAGCUGAGAAGGCUAGCUUAGAGAAGUCCUUGACGGAGGGAUUCGAGAAGGAGAAGGCCGAUGCGAUUAGCGAGAUUAAGGAGCAAGCCGCAGCCGACUCUAAGAAGACCCAACAUGAUAGUUUGCUGGUACUGUCGCAGUUCCUUCGACUAGCCGCGGCUCGAAGAACAGAGGAGGCAGACGCUGGCCUGGACGAGAACAUGGCGCUCGAGGGUGUUCUUCUUAACGUCUAUUCGGGAGACGAGAAUGCUGUUUCUACUAUGAUUAAGCUUAUCGAAGGUUCCGAAGAAAAGACUACCAGUGUUAGCGGAGACGAGCUUCAGACUACAUUCGCCCAAGUUAAGGCUGUGUCUGCGGCUCAUGCUACUCUGUUUGCUGCUGAGGCAGCCGCUGAACCUACGGAAGCUCCUGUCGAGACCGCCAAUGGAACUGACCCAACUGUUGCCCAUGCCGGUCUUACCGAGAUCGACAGUACUGGAGCUACGGCCCCAUUAACCAACGGUCACACCGAAUCUACACCGACAUCGGCACCUGGCGUCCCUGAGAAUGCAGACGUCGGUGAUGAUGCUGCUAACGCCGCCGCCGAGUCUCAAUGGGAUGCUAACAACGACCUGAGCGCCUCCAUUUCCCAGGAAGAGUGGGUUAAGGUCCCUCGAGAUCCUACCGAAACGGAGACCGGCCUAACAGCAACCCCCGCAUCGGCGGGCAAUGUCCAAUCUUGGGCCGAUGAACAGCCCGAGAACCCACCGGAGUUCAGCGCAACCGACCGCGAGGUGAUCGCGAAGGAGGUUGGAGAGGACGUGGCCGAGGCGACUACCGCGGUGGCUGGCGAGGACACGGAGAGGGACGAGGACGCGGUCGUGGUCGUGGCCGCGGCGGGAUGGGACGUGGUGGAAGACCACGAACUGAAGAGUCGUAGAGGAUUCAGUCUCGUGCCGGUACUCGUCGAUUUUAUUGCCGCAUCUCUCGGGAUCGGCUCCUGGCUCGACAGUCAUGGCGCUGAUCUACCUCGUUCUCACUCGACCGUAUCUAGACUCUGCCCGUCUGGUUGUACAGGAAUAAUUUCGAUAUUAAAAGCACUAGCAUUCGGUGCCCCGCGCAUGCAUUCACGAGGAGGAUAA
Daldinia childiae is the source of this 1542-nucleotide messenger RNA. RefSeq lists its product as uncharacterized. Lineage: Eukaryota; Fungi; Ascomycota; Sordariomycetes; Xylariales; Hypoxylaceae. The transcript has 5 exons. The record is from RefSeq and is a predicted model, not a curated record. The coding region runs from base 1 to 1542 and encodes 513 amino acids.